Brenthis ino (lesser marbled fritillary) is the source of this 1257-nucleotide messenger RNA. Lineage: Eukaryota; Metazoa; Arthropoda; Insecta; Lepidoptera; Nymphalidae. The record is from the annotation of a GenBank genome assembly.
AUGAAUACGUUAAAAUGUAGUAAUUGUCGCAUCGUGAUUGACGAACUUUUAGCUUACGUGCAAAAUAAGAUAUCAAUCUCGAAUGAAAUUAGUCUAGUGCAAAUAUGUGCAUCUGCUUUCUCAUGCGAACAAAUCGAGAAAGCAAAUAAUCUACUUUUGGAGUUUUUACCGCAGGAUGUGCGUUCUAAAACCGUACGUAAAGGAAAAGGCAAGGAAAACCGCCUACUACACGAUAUCAUAAACGUUUUUAAGGUCACCGAUCCAGAUAUAUUACCCGUGUUCGUGGCUAAAGAUUUGGAGAAACUGCCACCUAUAACUUUCGAUCAUCUGGAUGUCACUAAGUUGUUGAAGGAUCUGACGUUAGUACAGACGGAGAUUAAACGUAUUAAAAUGUCCUACGCAACGAUCGAACAGCUUGAAGAUGUUAAAAGAGAAUGUCUUAAUGGAAAGCUAACGCCGCUUACGACUACCAAGGUUAACAUGAAAAGAGGAGCGUACUGCGACAGUGGACCUAUAGGGUUAUUUCCAUUAGAUGACUCCAUUAAUACAACGGAACAACAUUUAGAGCAUCCUAAUUAUGAAACAUCACCUCCUACAGGGUAUCAAUUAAAGUAUAGGUCUAUUAACAUGAAUAAAGUUGAGGGUCACAACGAAAAGAUUCAAAAUAAGUUAACUCAGUGCGCGGUAAACCGCCGCGACUCAUGUAACGGUCGUAGCUCGGACGACGUAGAAGAGGACGGAGCGAACGCAUCAUUGCUUUUGCACAGCGAACAAACAGAUGAUAUGGAGCGAACAAAAGAAAAGCAAACUUAUGCUCAUAUUGUUAAAGAUCAUAAUACAAAUGAAGGCUGGACAGUAGUACAAAGAAAGGCAAUAAAAUCAAGAAAUCGUCUUAUUGGUAGAAUGGGGAAUGUUGUCAUAGAAUCGGAGGAGAAAUUUAAGGCAGCGGAUAGAAAAAUACCGCUAUUCAUAACUAACGUUCAUAAGGAUACGGCAGAAAAGGAUAUAAUUAAUUAUAUCAAGAAGAAAACACAGGAAAGUGUCACUUUAGAAAAAAUUUCGAUUAAACGACAGUGUGAACACAACGCGUAUAAGCUUUUUGUGUCGCGAAGCAAACUUCCAUUGUAUUUAGACGAGAAUUUAUGGCCGCAAGGGAUUAUUUUUCGCCGGUUUGUGCAUUUUAAAACGAAGCGAUCUAGUGAUAUAUCUGUUACAAACACAGAGGUGACGAAGAAUAAUAUGACCACUAUUAAUGGA